AUGAAUAGGACGAAGGCGGACCAGAUCCUUGCCUGGAGCCGGCAAGGGUCCUUAUGGCCGCUAACAUUUGCCCUGGCUUGUUGCGGUGUCGAGAUGAUGGGGGGAUCCAUGCCAAGAUAUGAUCAGGAUCGACUGGGUAUCAUCUUCCGGGCUUCUCCACGCCAAUCCGAUGUUAUGUUAGUUGCCGGGACAGUGACCAACAAGAUGACGCCAGCACUCAGGCAGCUGUAUGACCAGAUGCCUGAUCCCAAGUGGGUGAUUAGUAUGGGUAGCUGCUCAAAUGGCGGAGGGUAUUACCAUUAUAGUUACAGUGUGUUGCGUGGAGUGGACCGUAUUGUGCCGGUAGAUAUCUAUAUCCCUGGCUGUCCGCCUACCCCAGAAGCUUUGCUGCAAGGUAUAUUCCUCCUUCAGAGGAAAAUCCGAAGAACCCCGGUGACAAGGAUGUGGUACCGCAGAUGA
Penicillium chermesinum is the source of this 459-nucleotide messenger RNA. Its product is annotated as NuoB/complex I 20 kDa subunit family protein. The record is from RefSeq and is a predicted model, not a curated record. Gene Ontology annotation, biological process: aerobic respiration; electron transport coupled proton transport; mitochondrial respiratory chain complex I assembly. The transcript has a single exon. The coding region runs from base 1 to 459 and encodes 152 amino acids. Gene Ontology annotation, molecular function: NADH dehydrogenase (ubiquinone) activity; 4 iron, 4 sulfur cluster binding; quinone binding. NCBI's taxonomy places the organism in Eukaryota, Fungi, Ascomycota, Eurotiomycetes, Eurotiales, Aspergillaceae.